This is a messenger RNA of Pollicipes pollicipes, 2830 nucleotides long. RefSeq names its product serine/arginine repetitive matrix protein 1-like. The record is from RefSeq and is a predicted model, not a curated record. NCBI's taxonomy places the organism in Eukaryota, Metazoa, Arthropoda, Thecostraca, Pollicipedomorpha, Pollicipedidae.
CCUGGACGGGCCGCGCGCCGGCAUGAGCAGCGGCUCGGAGGCGACGGCCGGCGGCGGGCGCCGCUCGCGCCGCAGCGCCGUCAAGGCCCGGGUCGAGGCGCGCCGCUCGCACACGGCCAGCUCGGAGGAGGACGAGCCGCCACUGCAGCGCGCGCCCAGCGAGCUGAGCAUCUCGCGCGACGGCUCGCUCAGUCGGCGCUCGCGCGCGGCGCGCACCGAGCGCUACAUCCGCCGGCGCUCGCGCGACGAGGCGAGCCUGCAGCAGGAGGCGAACGAGCGACGGCGCGACGAGCCGGCGCAGAAGUGGGCGGCGACGGUGUUCUGUCAGCAGGCGGACGGCACGCGGCCGCCGCCGCCGCCGCCGACGGCCGGCGCCUUCCCGCCGCGGCCGCGGCCGCAGUGUGUCGCCUCUCCGCCAGCGAGGCGAGACGGCGCCGCGUUCGGCGUGGCGAACGGUGUGGACUGCGCGCGCCGCCUCGCCGUCGCUCCUGCACCCGUGCGAGAGCGCUACCCGCUGCCGGCGCCGGCGGCCGGCGCGCCGCGACUGGCGCAGCCGCUGAGCCCGCAGGCGGCGUCGCCGGCGCGGCGCUCACACCGGCCACCGCCGCCGCCGCCGCGCGACCCGCGCAUCAGGAUCACCAUGUUCCCCGAGCCGCGCCCGGUGUCCUACUCGUUCGAGCAGCUGGCGGCGCCCAAUCGCUGCCACCUGGUGACGGUGACGGACGGACGGCCCCCUGGCGGCAGUCUCAGCGCGCGCUCCGUGCCCGGCCACGUUUCGGCGACGCCGCGCGGCAAACUCGGCGCGCACCUGUCGGGCUCGGACCAGUCGAUUGCGAUGUACAAGCAGCAGCUGUACCCGCGCGCCGCGGCGCACCGCUCCGCCGAGCAGGUGUACAGCUACACGGACACGGCGCCGGCGCGCGCCGUGCCGGCGGAGGUGCGCAGCUACACAGACCAGGCGCCGGUGCGCGGUCGCACUCGCUGCAUUAGCCAGGACAGUGCGUUCAUGAGCGACUCGCAAACGGCGCCGCCAGCGGUCGCCAACGGCGCGCCCAAGAGCGCAGGCGAGUUUUGGCGCGUGCGGGAGCAGCGCGCGCCGGCCGCGGAGAGUCCCCCGCCGCCGCGGCCGCCCAAGCCGCAUCUCUCGCCUCCGCCUGACUCGCUCAACUCCAGCCUCUCCGAGAUCUCGGCGCCGCGCAGCCAGAACACGAGCUUCUCCUGCCACGACUCGGACUCUGUGCUGGGCCGGUCGCGCGCGAGCGAGUCAGCGCGCCCGGGCCGGCCGGGCGCGGCCGAGCGGCGCCCUCUGUCGAUGCCGCGCCGGCCCGUCUCUGCGCAGGCGCCGCGACGCUCCGAGAACUUCGAGGAGGCGCUCGACGAGCUGGAGGCCAUCUACAAGAGCCUGAAGCUCGACGACGAGGACCUGCUCGACCGCGCCGAGCGGCGCGACCUGCCCACCCCGCACCAGGAGAUGUGGCGCGCGCCGCCCGGCGACGGCACCGCCGCCGCCGACGACGACGAGCCCGACCUGAACCGCACGCUCUCCUCGGAAGAGCUGCCCGUCGACCGCUGGCAGAGCGUGAGCUCGCUGGGCUCUGAGUUGAGCCGCCAGCGGGCGCCGGCGCUGCGCCGCUCGGCCGUGCCCGACAAGAAGGAGGACGACGUGUACACGCGCCGGCUGCGCCAGAACGAGAAGAACCCCGUGCUGGACAACGUGCUGUCGCGUGGCGGCAGCUACCUGCUCGUGUCGCCCGUGCUCUCGCCCACCGUCAGCCUGGACAACGUGCGUCAGGAGCCGACCGUGCCGGGCGAGCGCGAGCCGGACGUCACCUAUGACGACGUCACCUUCCGCAACAACCGCCACGCCAACGCGCUGAAGGUCAUCGACCCGCAGCCGCCGUUUGGCAUUCCGCUGGGGCCCACGUGCCCGGCGGCGGCGUCCGACUACCUGCACGUGGCGCCGCCGCAGGGCAAGACGCGCGCCACGUUCCGGCCGCGGCGCAACCCCGACCUCGUGGCGGACGACCUGGCGUUCCGCGCGCUGCGCAAGGACGCCAAGGAGUCGUCGCCGGAGACGAUCAACACGGACGCGCUGGACGCGCUCAUCCGCGAGACGGACCGCAUCGGCAAGCGGCGUGCCACGCGCACGCUCUCCGACGACCUGUCGCUGCUCGUGCAGCGGCAGUCGCGCCAGCCGGACGCGCGGCCGCUCUCGCUCUGCGUCUGCGGCGGCCACUCAGUCUCUGACUGUGAGCUGGAGACAGAGGCGGCGGCGGCGGCGGCAGCCGUGGCGGCGCGGCGUCCCCACCCGUUGCACCAGCGGCCCGACUCGCAGCGCACCUUCGGCCUCUACAGCCUGUACGUGGGUAACCUGAGCGAGCCGGAGACGGGGCGCGGUGCCGACGCUGGCACCGGCGCCGGCGCGGCGUGCUCAGCAUCAGUGACCACCAGCACCGAGACGCUGACGGAGCUCGGCCAGCGGCGGCCGGCCAGCGGUGGAGGCGGCGAGUUCGCCGUCCGGGUGCGCCCCUUCUCGCGCGUGGCGUCGGCGCCCGGUGACGGCGAGGCGGCGACGCCGACGGGAGGUGGCCGCGCCGCCACCGAGCCGCCCUCCACGCCGAGCUUCACGCCGGCCGCCUCGCCGCCGGCCACGCCGCGCUCGGCCUCCGACGCUCAGCUGAACGAGCUGCUCGAGACGCUGCGCGUGGAGGAGCAGCCGCCCGUGUCGUCCGAGAGGCGGCAGCACCGGCCGCCGCGGCUCACCGAGACGCUGGCGGCGCUGGCCGAGCUCGACUCGGAGCGCAUUCCGCGCGCCAUCGCCGCACUCGAC